AUGCCGAAGUACGACGACACGCCGGAGACCGCGCUCUACUUCAUCUUCGUCACACAAGUCCACUUUUGUGCGAUGUAUGCUGUCGUGGUCUGGGAUUGGUUCUUUGGCCUCCAGCGGGAGUGGCGCUUCAUCUGGAAGACGAGCUGGACGCCAGUCAAGGUCGCGUACCUGCUCUGCCGGUACUGGGUCCUGGCCGUCGUCCCAUACCUCCUCUGGGCGUUUGCCGUCAACCACUCCCUCGAGACGUGCCAGCGAAUCUUCAGGAUCCCCGUCUCCCUGGCGAUGUGGAAUCAAGUCGCGGCGGAGUGCAUCCUCCUAAUUAGGACGUACGCCUUCUUUAACCGCAACAUCUACAUCCUCGCGUUCCUCGUGUCCGCUCUCGCGGGCGUGGUGUCGUACCAGCUGUACGUCGCCACGUCGCAGAUGCUCCUCCUCCCGUUCCUUCCCGGAAGUGCUUCUGGACCGUGUUUCCCGAGGUCAAAGCCUCAUUCUGCCCACCUUCUCGGAUUUUUCAUUGCACCUCUACUCUACGACACCGUAGUUACCUUCAUGACUGUUGGCAAGGCCAUCUCCAUCCGGCGCCGCAACGGUGGACCCAGCAGCCGCCUCAUCCAGACGUUCCUUCGCGAGGGUGUCUUUUACUACAUUCUCAUCUCAUUCGCCAACUUGGUCAACGGCAUCUUCUAUCUUCAGCCCCGUCAAGCUAUCUCCGCUAUCUGCAUACCUCUCAGUGUCAUGCUGUCGCCCGUCCUCGCAUGCCGGCUUAUCCUCGACCUCCGCGAGCGCGGGUCCGAAACCGUCAGCCAUAACCAGUCCACGGGCACCAUCGCGUUCACCGCCGGCGUUACCUCGACCAAGUCAAAUCCAGGGUCUCCCUUCUCUGGUUUGGGUUUCGGCUUCGGAAUGCAAGGACGCGGCGGCUCAAAGACAAUUGUGCGUCCGCAGGGGGUUGUGUUGAGCACCAUUGGCAGCAUUCCCGGGGACGGGAUGACGACGAGUAUGAGCGGCCUGGAGUUGGACCACAUGCACGGGUACAAAGCGGACGUGGAGGCAGCGGUCUAUAGCGGGGAGAUGGGCCUGGGUAGCCCUGUCAGCGGAAUCAGGGUGGAAGUCGAAAAGACGACCAUGUAG
This is a messenger RNA of Trametes versicolor FP-101664 SS1, 1131 nucleotides long. RefSeq lists its product as uncharacterized. Lineage: Eukaryota; Fungi; Basidiomycota; Agaricomycetes; Polyporales; Polyporaceae. The record is from RefSeq and is a predicted model, not a curated record. The coding region runs from base 1 to 1131 and encodes 376 amino acids. The transcript has 14 exons.